Messenger RNA from Cylicocyclus nassatus, 1190 nucleotides. The record is from the annotation of a GenBank genome assembly. NCBI's taxonomy places the organism in Eukaryota, Metazoa, Nematoda, Chromadorea, Rhabditida, Strongylidae.
AUGUUCUGUCAAGAUACGCUACGAUUACGAGCAACACUCGGUCUAACUGUUUACAGUUGUUUCGCCCUUUUGAUGGAUGAUUUAGUGGAUGACGAUCUUACAGUAAUUUUUGUUGCCGAUACCAUCGGUCGUGCACUAUCUGCUGUGUGCUUAGCAUUUUCGCUGUUUGUGUUCACAUUCUUCAGAUCUCUCAACAGUGUACGAAAUACUAUUCAUUGCAACCUGUGCUUCAGUCUGCUUGUUUACAAUCUUUUGACUUUGAUUGGAUUAAUUCCCAUUGAGAAUCGUGUAUAUUGUACAAUAGUGGUGAUGCUGGACCCUUACUCUGAUAUAGCAGUGUUCUGCUGGAUGCUGAUAGAAGGCUAUCAGCUGUACUUGUCGUUGGUCCAAGUGUUUGAUUCCAACAUAACACGUAUCUUACCAUACUAUUUAUUUUCGUAUGGUUUUCCAGCCGUCGUUGUAGGUGUGAUAUUCAGUUGGGAGGGCUAUGAACAUGCUCAAGACUGCUCUCGGGAGAACGUGUCAACAGAAGCAUAUAUGGCUCUCUUGGUACCAGUUUUUAUAAUUGCUUUGGCAAAUGUAAUCAUCCUUGUUAUUGCACUGAGAGUGCUUUCAGCGUUAAAUACUCGUGAACGUAGCAGGAAAGACAAAAUGUUCCGGUGGCUAAAGAGAUCUGCCACACUAUUGUGCCUAUUAGGUGUCACACACUUAUUCUAUUUCUUGUGGAUACUUUACACCCCCUUCUGGGAGGUGUUUGCUUGGAUGAAUGUUGUCUUCAAUAGCUUACAGGGUGCCUUCAUCUUUAUCCUGCUUGUAGUUCUCAACGAAAAUGUUCGAUCAACUGUAGUACGCUGCCUGCGCGACAAGAUUAAAUCUGUUAAUAGCAGCUCGGUAGCCAGAACGUCUUACGGAGAUAAACGGAAGAUAAGACCGUUAUCGUUACUGCAGUUUUCACGAAAUUUGAAAGCAAAAGCUGAAGAACACGACCAAUGCGCGAGAAAAGCACAGCUGGGUUCUGAAGAUCCCUGCGCUUUAGCAAAUUCGAGUGGUAGAAAACACGACGCAAAUAGCAGCAGAAUUCCAUCUGCAUAGCGGUUUUUCAUUCCUGGCUCGCUAGAUUUGAACUGAUAUGGUUUUCUUAUGAUCGUGUCCUGUGCCGAAAUGAUGGAAAACGAUUUUUCAACAUAAAU